AGUUUCGGAACCCACGCGCGCGCGACGAAUAGAAAUCGCCCGCAGAGGAGCCGCGGAGAGGAAGCAGCAGCAAACCGGCGGACCAAUUGGACGGGCCGAAGUCCCUGAGCGGCGUGAUCGGAGGGUUGCAACGAGGACAAGUGGCACCCCUGGUCCAGGGCAGAAAAGCGCGGCCGCGCCGCGGGCCUCGUGGCGGAACCGUCAGCUCGUGUUCAUCUCGGCUCCCCACCUCACCUCACCGCGCUCUUCACCUGCUCCCUUAUCAUGGCGGCGGCGGCGGCGGCUCACCUCCUCUGCCCCGCACCGGCCGCCUCUCCCGCAAAACCCCGGCAGCAGCUCCCUACCCGCGGCCGCCGCACCCACGGGGCCAAACCUUCGAGAUGCUUCUCCUGCCGCGCGUCCCUCGGCCCUGAUGGCUCGCUGGCCAUGCUCGGGGCCCCCGGUCCCAGGCCGGCGCCGCCGACGAGGAGGCCGUACCUCCGGGAGCACUCCUGCCUCAUCUUCCCGCCCCCGCGCGGCCGCCGCCCGCUCGCGGUCGUCAAGUUCCUCGGCGGAGCCUUCAUCGGCGCCGUCCCCGAGGUCACCUACGGCUACCUGCUGGAGCUCCUGGCGCGGGAGGGCUUCCUCGUGGUGUGCGUGCCGUACAACGUCACCUUCGACCACGAGGCCGCCGCGCGGGAGGUCUUCGACAGGUUCCACGCCUGCUACGAUGCGCUCCUCGCCUCGGGGCUCCCGGUGGCCGGGCUGAGCGCGCCGGACAUCGCGGAGCUCCCGCUCUACUCUGUUGGCCACAGCAACGGGGCGCUGCUUCAGCUGCUGGUGGGGAGCUACUUCGCAGAGAAGAUACCAAAGGCUAACGCCAUUGUCUCAUUCAACAAUAGGCCGGCUUCAGAGGCUGUUCCUUACUUUGAACAGAUAGGUCCACUCUUUAGUCAACUGAUGCCUAUGAUGGAGGCAUCACCUGUUUAUUCUGUUGCCAGAAAUGCAUCAGGAGAUGCAUGGAAGGCUCUUUUUGAUUUAGCUGGAGUUUUUAUACGUGAGUAUGAUCAAGAAGCUAUGGUUUCUCUGAGCAAAUUUGUUGAUCAGUUACCAUCAGUCAUGAAUCAGGUUACAGAAGGUGUGUCUGAAUUCAAACCAACACCACCUGAAAACCGUGAAUUCUGCAAGAAUUCCUACAGCGUACCCAAUACAUUAUUGGUCAAAUUCAGCGUUGAUGCUAUUGAUGAUACAGACAUAGUUGAAGAUGUCCUGAGACCCCGAGUAGACUCAAUUGGUGGACAAAUAAAGAAAGUUAUACUGUCAGGAACACAUCUAACUCCAUGUAUACAGGAUGUGAAAUGGCAAGUUGGUUCAGAAUACACUCCAGCAGAUGCUGUUGCCCAGGGUUUGAAAUCAUUGGCUCUGAAUGAAACAAGGGUUCUCUCAAGAACUAUUGCUGAUUGGCUUAGAUCCCUUUAAACCAAUACAUCCAUUGAAGCUCAAUUCUUCUUAUGCAGGCUUGCAUCAUGUCUGGAGAAAUCUAUGGAGAAUCAAUGAUAUGAUCUCUUUUACAUUGAACUAAUUUAGGCGCAUGCAUCAGGAAUGCUUCAUCAGUUCCCGCUUUGCUAAUGCAGUCGACUGCGGCUGGCGUUGAUGAGAUAUCAGAGUAUACAUUGUAUGGUACUUAGAAGCAUUGCAUUUGGGCUGUUUGCUGAGUUGGUCAUGCUCGCCCACAGGCCCUAGCCGUACUACAGUAUCUGAUCAAGAUCAAGAUUGGGUGUUCGGGGCCUACUCGGAUUGUAGUUGCAGGCUAUGCAACGCAUUGAACCCAAAGUCCAAGAAACAUGAUCCUGUGGGGAGGUACGGUGCCAGCAAGGCCAAGUUGGUCAAAUGCCCCUGCUGCACGCAGACAAGCCCAAUGCGGCUUUCUGCAGGCUGGCGGAAGGGCAUCAUAGGUGUAGCAGGAAAUUUGUAUAUAUCGCCACAUUGUAUUUUCUGGGCACAUACUUAAUAAUAAUAAUCUAACCGUAUAGCAUUGUAUUGCUUGGGGU
Panicum hallii is the source of this 2030-nucleotide messenger RNA. RefSeq lists its product as uncharacterized. The transcript is spliced from 10 exons. NCBI's taxonomy places the organism in Eukaryota, Viridiplantae, Streptophyta, Magnoliopsida, Poales, Poaceae. The record is from RefSeq and is a predicted model, not a curated record. Bases 265 to 1458 code for a protein of 397 amino acids.